This is a messenger RNA of Hylaeus anthracinus, 4015 nucleotides long. Its product is annotated as nipped-B-like protein B. The transcript has 5 exons. The coding region runs from base 333 to 3665 and encodes 1110 amino acids. The record is from RefSeq and is a predicted model, not a curated record. NCBI's taxonomy places the organism in Eukaryota, Metazoa, Arthropoda, Insecta, Hymenoptera, Colletidae.
CGAACCAGUGACACCUCGACCGCGAUCGAUCGUGGCUGCGACCGGUUACCGCGAAUUCGAUCACGUGGGAUCGCCAGGAUCCCGAAAGAUCGCCACGUGUUUCCCGCGAAGGUUGCCGGUAGUGCGAACGGAGUUCGUGUUAAACGCUCGGGGAGAGCAUCUUCCAGUUGCGUUUAACGCGGAAGGGCAUCGAAAGGUGGAGAUAAAGUGCUCGUCGAAGGAACCAGAGUGCACGUCGAGUUGAAGUUCCGCGGUUGCGAGUUCGCGACAGGACGACGCGACGCGGUGGAUCGACACACAUAUCCAGUGGAGUUACUUCCAGUCGAACGAGGAUGCAGCCAGGGGUGACAGUGGUUCUGGCCACGGUCUGGCUGACGGUAUACGGGAACGUGGUGGGGACAGCCACCCUCCAACCCUCUCGCCUUACUCUCGAUCAAUACUCCCCUUUGGCCCCGCGACGCCAUGGAGUUUAUCGAAAAGUCGAGGGCCAACUGGACUGGAAGGAUCAGAAUCCUGCUGAGAAUCAGCCGCUCGACCUUUCGAUCGGCCCGCGAAGGUCGAUAUCUGCGAACACCGAGUUCCCGGAGCAUUCGCUCGUUGCGAAAUAUGUUGGAAAGAACUCGAUCUUCCCGCGAAAGGGUAACCAUGCCACCGACGAUUUCUCACCUUUAUUCGAAGGCAAGCAGUAUCGUAAUUUCGGUGGUCGAGAAUUCACAGAUGAAAAGGUUGAUGGCAGAAACCUCAAGACACCGGAAUUACUUUCGCGCGAGCUACCACCGUCCGAAUUGGAGGAUCCUUUUGUGGCCGACGACACGUUCCAAGAUCAAGGGCCUGGCUCUGUAGAGAUAUACAAAUUGGACCUCCUCGGAGAGAAGCCUCUGCUGAAUCCGACACCCGUGACGAGAUUAUUGGCGAAGAGCAAAAGCAAGGCGCCGAAGAAGAGCAGCCACGCAAGCUGGAAGGCUAAAACGACGGACUACGGAGCUACCAGCCCGAAGAUGUUCUACAAACAGUCCAACUCGUUUGACAAUUUCGGAACUGAACUACCGCCGAACGGCGACCCCUUUAGCGUAGGUGGGGUGCCAGAGUUGCAAGUGGGGUGCGAGGGAUUGGAAGCGACCAACCACAAACAGAAGAGGUCCAUAGAUUCCCCGACUAAGGAUAAGGAAUCAGGAGUCGACCUAUGGCCAGACGCGACACCUAUAUCUUUGAACGUGGACUACGAUCUUUCCUCGGAGGAAGGCUACGAGGAAAUGGACGAACUCGUGAAGCUGAAGAAAUUAGAGACCACUACGAAGGGGAUCAAGCACAACAGGGGCGACAUGGAGGCGACUCUUCAUUCAGACUUUCUCGACGACAAAGGACGAGCAGAAAUAUUGCCCGUCAGAGGAGACUUGGGCCAGUCUAGCGUAGUCAAAGACUCGAUUACAUCCCCGCCGUCGUCUGUACUUGGUAAUAAGAAAGCGGAAAGAGGGUUGGAUUUGGCGAAGGAGAGCAACAAAGGUUUGCAUUUCGGUAAGGCGAAGCGAAGCAUUCUCAACGAUGCUGGAAUAAAGUCUGUCGAUGGCUUGACGACUAAUCGAGGUCGCAAGAUCUUGUGGUUCGAUGACUCCGCCGCUGGUGAGCAAUCGAAAGAAGGAAAGCGCUCGAAGCGUGGAGUUUGGGGUUUCGGGGAAGACGAAGGCGUGGUGUCGAGCGACGAGUUGCAAACUGAGAACGAGCGACGUCGAAAGGACUACGAGAGGAGGAGGCAGGAGAUCGAGAGAAGAAGACAAGAGGAAGAAAGAAGGAGGGAAGAGGAGGUGAGGAGGCGAGGAUACAUUGAGAAUCGGACUAAUACCGAUAUACAAAGAAUCAGAGACGACUACGAGAAAUUGCUCCGACAGAAGCAGAAGGACGAGGAAGAAAGACAGCGGCAGCUGCAGCAAGAAUCGCAACGGUGGCAAACGGAGGAAGAAACGAGAAGACGUAUGCGAGAGGAGGAAGCGAGAAGGCGUAUGAGGGAGGAAGAAACGAGGAGGAACCGAUGGCAAGACGAGGAACGACGACGUCAAGAGGAAGAGAGAACGAGACAACGACAGUUGGAAGAGGAACUGAGAACUCGAGGAGAGGGAACAAGAGAACAGGAGAAUCGUUUGAGAGAACAAGAGAGAAGACGACGACCGCAAGAAGAAGAAAUGCGCAGGAACGAAGAGUCCAGGCGGGAUGAAGAGAAUAAGAGAAGACGACAACAAGAGUUAGACAGAAGACAUUUGGAGGAAAGAAGAAGACAGUGGGUGAUGAAGAAAAAUCGAGAGGAAGAAGAAGAAAGAAGGAGGCAGCAACAGAACAGGAACGAACCACCAUCGAGCUUGGUCUAUCCCAUGCCGUUUGUGAAUGCGACCAGACCGUAUCAACCGGAAGCAGAGAGACGAAUGAGGGAACAGCAGGCGAGAGAACGCGAUCAGAAGCUGCGAGAAUACAUACAACGUAAUCAACCGAUCAAUGUUACCAGUGCCGUGGAUCGGCGCAGAGAAGAAGCAAAUAGAAGAAAGAUAGAAGAGGAACGAAGAAAGCAGGAAGAGGAGCGUAAGUUGCAAGAGUACGUACGUCGAAAUCAACCCAUACACGUACCAAAGGCGAACGAGUCUUAUCACAGAAACUGGUUGGAGGAGAGACGAACGAUAAACGAAGCGAGAUUAAAUGAUCGGUCAAGGUAUCCAGGGCCAGGAAGCGGAAGAAGAAACCACGGUCCAUCAGCUCCGACGAAUGUCUAUCCCCAAAGCUACGCGAAUCAAGUCGGAAGAACUGAUACGGUCAGAAGUCUCGAAGAGCAAAGAAUUCGCGAGAGGGAAAGACAGCAAGAGGAACAGCUAAAGAGAGAAGCUUUGAGGCGGGAAGAAGAGGUUCGAAGGAUACAGAUGAGAAGAUACGAGGAGGACCGAAAGAGACAGGAAGCGGCGCAGUUGGAAGCCGAGAGAAGGCGUAAGGAAUUUAUGGAACAGGAGGCAGCGAGAAGUCAAGCUGCAAGGAUCAGACCGUUGGAGAACAGAAGACCAGUGUAUGAGGAUCGUAGACGAUUCGAGGAGCACCGGCGAAGACAAGACACGAGUCUUAUUCCAGCCAAUUUAGCUUCGAACGAGUCCAGGAGGGCUAUGGAGCUCCAGAGGCAAAGGCAGCAGCAAGAGAGAAGGAGGAUCGAGAUCGAAAGGCGGAGGCAAGAGGCCAGCAGAGCGAAAGGGACCAGGGAGGACGAAGAACGCGCCAGAGCCAUGAAAGAGCAACGAAGGCGACAGGAAGAGGCAAGACUGAACGCACUACCUGUGAGCGCAAGAAUAAUAGUCCGUCCCGGAGCAUCUUCCUCCUCAUCGCCAGUGUUAUCGAGGGGAGGCUUCAACAACGAUAUCGAUUUCCCGGGUAUUAAUCCGAAUCGUCACGGGGCAAAGGCACCCAACUUUCCCGCACCGCCCAAUCGGUGGACGCCCGUGGAGAGUCCUCCACCCUGCGUCUGGGCGGUUGUUCAAUGUUGUCCAACGAACUCAAACCGACUGGUGACGUGUUUCGAGUCGAUGGGCUGCCCUGGUAUCAAUUGGGAUCCCAAUCCAUGCAGAGGCUCCAUCACCCAGGCUGCUACGGACCAAGUCAUGAAAUUCUAUGCAGCUAUCGAAGAGAACGAACGUGUAUAGAACUAAUGCUUAACGAACAUGAUACGCGCGUUAACGGCCAAGCUUCCGUGGGUCAUCGAUGAAUUUAGUUGAUAUCAAUUCUAACGAGAUUAUGCUUCGGGUUCCAUCUCGACGGAGAAACUUGAGAUAAAACUUAAACUAGGAGCGCGGGAGGAGUAGGUCGAGAAUUUAAUAAAGCUCAUGAGAAGUAAAUUUAAAUACCAAAGGAUAUUAAGGUAUCGCUUACGAAUAAGCCACUGUAGGAUGAUUGACCACAUUUUCGACGAUUCUUCAUCAUUGUACGGUCAAACGACAAAGUCUUCAACUUGAUAUUGCAAUAAUCAAACUUCUUUUUAUCAACUCUAAAUUGA